CCACGGUUAAACACGCGUAUCGUUUUUCAACCGUCUCGCGUUAUUUCCAUUGCGUGAUAUUUUCAUUUAUUAUUUCAAUAAACAUAAACGAUUUUGUGAAGAAAAACUUAAAUAAUAAAUGGAUUAAACGAACAUUUUUUUAAGUCGUUCGUGUUUACUCGUUCGGUUUGUGAAACAAAAGUUCAAAUCUCUGGAUUAUAAUUAUUGUUAAAGUAAAGACAUUUUUAUAUUUCAUAAUAUUAUACUGUUCAAUAAAUAUUAAGUUUUAAAAUUAAUGUAUGCUUAUACAUUAACGAUAGUUAAUGUAUCACUAUACUAUUUUGUAAUAUUUAUUCAGAUGGUAUUGAUGAUUAUUGGUAUCUAUUAAGAAAAAAACCAAAGGUUCCAAAAUCUGGAUGAAGUUCUAGUAACGACAAAUUAAUGGAGGCAAUGGUUUUCUGGUGUUAUUGGAAUAAUUUCGGAAUUCAGUAUCUAAUAUUUGCAAUAACAUCAAUCAAAAUGGUAUUGGAUGCAAAACCGAUAAUUCCAGCUGAAAUAAGCAAGGAAGAAAUAAGUCCAUACUGGUCUUUCAAUGAAACUGCUGAUAUAUCCAAAUACGAAGAUUUCGAUCAUAAAAAGUUCUUAGAGCACGAACUGCAUCUAGACGUAUCUGACCCGGCGAACGCCGACGAGUUACAGCCACCGGUCAAGCUGCGUACCACCACGUUGGCGCCAUCCACGCCGACUCCCGAGCCGAUCAUUCACGUGGGCACGACAAACGUUACAGUUCAGCUGGGCAGCACGGCGUUGCUUCACUGCGAGAUAGCCAACAUAUCCGAGAAAAUGGUGUCUUGGGUACGGCGGAGAGAUUGGCAUAUCCUGAGUUCAGGUGUGUUGACGUACAUAAAUGACGGACGUUUCCGAGUAUUUCAUUCGGAAAAAAGUGAUGACUGGGAUUUAAGGAUAUCGCCAGUAGCUAAGAUCGACAAUGGUACUUACGAAUGCCAGGUUGGUACAGGCACUGGCAUUAUGACACAUUAUUUUAACUUGUUCGUGAUUGUGCCUACGGCUGUAAUAUCAGGCAGCGAUGAAUAUCAUACACCCGAAGGAAAUUCAAUAGUAUUAUGUUGUAAAAUCGAAAAUAGUCCAGUACCGCCACAAUACGUGUUAUGGUAUCAUAACGGUAAAGUUAUAUCAUCCGGUCAUUUUAACAAAAAUGGACUGAAACCUGAUCGCUUGUCUAUCAGCACGGAACAGAUAGAUCGUAAAAUUUACAGUCGCUUGACAAUCACAAAAGCAAUCCAGAUUGAUACAGGAAAUUAUACGUGUCAGCCUCCAAACACUGACCCCGACUCCACUUACAUUCACAUCACGCCAGAAAUUGACAACACAGCCGCAAUUCAACGACACAAAAGCUCAAAUUCAGCUCUGUUAGUGACAGAAUUGUCAAUUUUCCCAUUGACAUCGUUCCUUCUUAUUGGUCACAAUGGAUUUCGAUGGGUUUUUUUAUAAGCACAACUAUAUUUGGUUCUUACUAAAUUGAGUAAUUCAAAUAUUUUUGGUGUAACCUUUACCAUGAUGAACUUUGUUUUUAUGUUAAUAAAAUAUUAACGUAUGUUUAUUGGACUUAAUAAAACUAUAAAGAAGUUCUUUGUAAAAUAAAAUAAUUUUCCAUAAUCUUAUUGUAUACAAAUCAUGUAUAAAAAAAAUAUAUCCUUUUUAAGGUUUUAAAAUGAUGGGACAAAUUUAUAGUAUCCCAGCGCGCUUUACAUUUUCAGUCUAAAGUUUUAUUGGAAUUUUUUUCAUUUUAUGUUAGCUGAAAACUUAAAAACUUGUAAUAUACAAUCCUCCCAUUUUGAA
Rhopalosiphum maidis (corn leaf aphid) is the source of this 1839-nucleotide messenger RNA. Its product is annotated as limbic system-associated membrane protein-like. NCBI's taxonomy places the organism in Eukaryota, Metazoa, Arthropoda, Insecta, Hemiptera, Aphididae. The record is from RefSeq and is a predicted model, not a curated record. The coding region runs from base 421 to 1491 and encodes 356 amino acids. Gene Ontology annotation, biological process: synapse organization. Gene Ontology annotation, cellular component: neuron projection membrane. The transcript has 9 exons.